Messenger RNA from Lactuca saligna, 2575 nucleotides. NCBI's taxonomy places the organism in Eukaryota, Viridiplantae, Streptophyta, Magnoliopsida, Asterales, Asteraceae. The record is from the annotation of a GenBank genome assembly.
AUGUACGUAACGGUGGUAUUGAUUUUUAGAACAGUGGUUUUUACCCAAUUCUCUUCUCGACCUCACCGACUCCCUAUUCUCUCCGCCUCCAAGCAUCAAAAUUUCCAAUCGUCAAGGGGGAUCGAGUGGCUGAAAGGGGCAGAAACUAUUCUCCAUCACCGUAAAACGAGUAUUAAGGAUGCGCUGAAACUUGUGAGUGUUUGCGAUAUUAAAGAACCGAGGGUCAUGGCUCUACCUAGAGAUGGUGUUCCACCGCUUACCGAUGCUGACAUAGAAGAGUUCGAUCAUCUCAAAAUUCAAAUGGAAGAUAUAAUAUCCGCCACUGACAACUUUAAUCCCACCAAACUCAUCGGUCGAGGUGGGUUUGGUCCGGUUUACAAAGGAGAACUCUCUCUUCUUACAGGACCAACAAUGGUAGCUUUUAAGCGCUUAGAUCCUAGAUUGGGGCAAGGAAAUAUCGAGUUUUGGAAGGAGAUAUUGAUGCUUUCGGAUUGCAAACAUGAAAAUCUUGUCUCUCUCCUGCACUUUUCCAUUGAGGGUGACGAGAGAGUGCUUGUUUACGAAUACGCCUCGCAUGGAAGUCUUGACCACUAUCUAAGUGACAGUAGUCUUACAUGGGAGCAACGCCUACAUAUAUGCAUCGGGGUUGCACAUUCGCUGAAAUAUCUUCAUGAUCCUAUGAAAACACAACAAAUAGUUCUCCAUCGAGACAUUAAAAGUGCAAACAUCCUUCUGGAUGAGCAGUGGAAUGCUAAAGUUUCUGAUUUUGGCUUGUCAAAGAUUUGGCCAUCAAAUCAAACGCGAUCAUAUCUCUUCUCCCAUCCUGUGGGGACACAGGGAUAUUGUGAUCCGUUAUAUGGAGAGACAGGUUUCUUAUCAAAAGAGUCUGACGUGUAUUCCUUUGGUGUGGUACUGUUUGAAGUUCUGUGUGGAAGAUUAUGUUACAAACAUCGUAAUGGUCAAAUUAAUGGCAUUUUAGUGCAUGAUUGGAAACGGUGUUAUCAUGAAAAAAAACUAGAUGAUAUUAUCCUAAAAGAUCUUAAGGAACAAAUAAAUCCGGAUUCUUUGAUAACUUUUUCAACAAUCGGAAACCAAUGUUUAAAUGGAGAUCGUAGAGAAAGACCAACGAUGGAUGAGAUUGUGAAAGAACUUGAGGUUGCACUUGAACAACAAAAUAUUGCUUACAACAGGAAUUUAGUUGAGAUUUCAAAACUUGCGGUGCCUCCACUGUCCUACAGAUCACACGAUGAACUCAUCUUGCUUCUCUCGAAAGGGAUUCUUGUUGAUCAGGGCAAAAGGUGGCUUUCAAUAAAUAAAAACAAAAAAGUUCAUGAAAUGAUAUCUGCAGCAGAAUGUGUGAAAGGAUUUGUGUUUCAAGUGACUGCUGAAAUUUCAAGGUUUUCGAAAAUCUUCCGUGUACAUAGUUUUGUUUUCAAAGUAGAAGUGAGAACUCAGUUUUUAUCGACAGCUAUCCCAUACACGAUAAACCUUAUCUUUAAGCCUAGGAUCAAGAAUUAUGGGAUAUAUAUACCCUUCAAAUACAAAUUGGAAGAGGAGACAGAUUAUUUGAUGUCAGGUGCUGUUCAUCAGAGAAAAGACGGAUGGCUAAUGGCUGAACUUUACCAGUUUACUAGCUACCAAAGAGAACAUGAUUUUAAAAUUGAGUUCUUAUCAGAUUCUAUAACAUUUUCACGAUCCAAAAUUGAAGGCAUUGAGUUUCGGCCCAUGGAGCAUUUAAAAUCAACACGGAUGUGUAUGUUAUACGAAAAUCUUGAGGACAAAAACAAGGGGGAUGUGGAACAAAUAUCAACUUCGGAUGCAGAUUGGGAACAAAAAAUGUGGCCCAAUUAUAUAGAUUUAAUCAACUUGUCAAAAGAUUAUAUAAAGUGGACAACUAAGAAAGAACACUACUUUCUUCUUCGCAAGGGGUUCCUCAUCGACAAUGGUGAAGACAAAUCUUCCAAUUUGUGGCUUUCUUUUAGCAAAAAGAUGAAGAUACGUCUCAUGAUAUCUGCAAGAGCAAUUUUGGUGAAGGGUGAUUGGAUUUGGAAGUCUUUACCGGAAACAAGAUUUGAAGUGGUGGCCGAGUUUCUUGACCAACAACGUUUUGAAGUUUUUUUCCGAAUCAAGUCAGAAUUGUUGUCCCCGGUAACUUAUUCAGGUCUUCUCAUAUACAAACUACCCAAAGACUCUCCCUUGCAUGAUAAUCUCAUAAAGAUGGAGAGUAAGAAUCCCUUUAAACGUAGUCAAUUCUUUUUAGCCCGUCCACCUCCUACCCCUGUUAUUCAAUCCAUGGUUGAUCAAAACUAUGAGAGUUUAUCGCACCCAUGCAAAAUAAAAGGCUAUCCAAAAUUGAGGAAGGAUGGUUGGAUGGAACUUUCAUUGUUUGAAGUGACAACAGAUGCCACCAAGACUAUUGAAAAGAGUCUUAUGUUUAUGGCACCUAACAAUAUGCGAGGCCUUGUCAUUCAAGGGAUUGAGUUUCGGUCAUUGUAAAUGGCAUUUUUUUUUCCUUCUUCAUGUUGUAUUAACAAUAUAAAAUAAUUAUAAUGAAAGAUGUUUAUUAAAGGUUCAG